AUGUCCCCGGGGGAUACCAACGGGUCACAAUCAGUGGAUAACUGUCCCAGCAACUGCUACGGGAACGGAGACUGUGUUUCGGGCACCUGCCAUUGUUUUCUCGGCUUCCUGGGCCCCGACUGUGGCCGAGCAUCGUGCCCAGUGUUGUGCAGCGGAAAUGGGCAGUACAUGAAAGGCCGGUGCUUAUGCCACAGCGGAUGGAAGGGAGCCGAGUGUGACGUCCCGACCAACCAGUGCAUUGAUGUGUCUUGCAACAACCACGGCACGUGCAUCAUGGGGACUUGUAUCUGCAAUCCAGGGUAUAAGGGAGAGAGCUGCGAAGAAGUGGAUUGCAUGGAUCCCACCUGCUCAGGACGCGGCGUGUGUGUCAGAGGCGAAUGUCACUGCUCCGUUGGCUGGGGAGGAACCAACUGUGAAACUCCAAGAGCUACUUGUCUGGACCAGUGUUCGGGCCACGGCACCUUCCUACCCGAAACCGGCCUGUGCAGUUGUGAUCCGAGUUGGACUGGACAUGACUGUUCAAUUGGUAAUUGCGCCCGUGGCUUUUCCUCGCUUGCGCAACCCAGCUUUCUUGAAAGCAGUGGUUCUGUGGUGGAGUGUGUGCUGCGCAUACAAAGGGCCAAAGUUCCAUUCUGGGCAUCGCUAGUGGACGAGGAACUUGGGCAGUGGGUGCUCAGGAAAGACCUUGCCCUGUCUGAGAUGCUGCAAAGCAGUGUCCGGUUGAGGUCGGCAAUGCAAGUGGAGUAG
This is a messenger RNA of Sphaerodactylus townsendi, 747 nucleotides long. Its product is annotated as teneurin-4-like. The record is from RefSeq and is a predicted model, not a curated record. NCBI's taxonomy places the organism in Eukaryota, Metazoa, Chordata, Lepidosauria, Squamata, Sphaerodactylidae. Gene Ontology annotation, biological process: heterophilic cell-cell adhesion; neuron development. The transcript is spliced from 5 exons. Bases 1 to 747 code for a protein of 248 amino acids. Gene Ontology annotation, cellular component: neuron projection. Gene Ontology annotation, molecular function: cell adhesion molecule binding; protein homodimerization activity; protein heterodimerization activity.